Molecule: messenger RNA, 2356 nt
Organism: Mus caroli (Ryukyu mouse)
Lineage: Eukaryota; Metazoa; Chordata; Mammalia; Rodentia; Muridae
Source: RefSeq, a predicted model, not a curated record
CCCGCCUGCCUGCAGCGCCACUCGCACUGUUCCCCCUCCUUACCCCGAGAGGGGACCCAUGCGUCCGAACCCCUCCCCGCUAGGCCUCCACGUCGCCGACCCGCAAUGGCCAAGCGCAGUUCACUGUCCAUCCGAAUCGUAGAAGGGAAAAAUCUGCCCGCCAANGACAUGGACUUAGCACCAAAAGAUCGGAAUGGCGCAUCUGACCCUUUUGUCCGAGUGCACUACAAUGGCCGGACCCAGGAGACCUCGGUGGUGAAGAAAUCCUGCUACCCACGCUGGAAUGAGACAUUUGAUUUUGAGUUGGAAAAAGGAGCCUCAGAAGUACUGCUGGUGGAGGCCUGGGACUGGGAUCUUGUUAGCCGGAAUGACUUUCUAGGCAAAGUGNCGGUCAAUGUCCAGAGACUUUGUUCAGCCCAGAAGGAAGAGGGCUGGUUCCAGCUGCAGCCUGACCAGUCCAAAAGCCAUCGAGGCAAGGGCAACCUGGGCUCCUUGCAGUUGGAGGUGCGGCUGCGGGAUGAGACAGUGCUGCCGUCCGUCUGCUACCAGCCCCUGGUACAACUGUUGUGCCAGGAGGUGAAGCUGGGCACUCAGGGCCCAGGACGGCUGAUUCCUGUCAUUGAGGAGACAACUAGUGCCGAGUGUCGCCAGGAAGUGGCCACCACCCUGCUCAAACUCUUCCUGGGGCAGGGGCUGGCCAAGGACUUUCUGGAUCUGCUAUUUCAGCUCGAGCUGGGCCNCACCAGUGAAGCCAACACCCUCUUCCGGAGCAAUUCUCUGGCCUCAAAGUCCAUGGAGUCUUUCCUGAAGGUGGCAGGGAUGCGCUAUCUGCAUGGCAUCCUGGGCCCCAUCAUUGACAGAGUGUUCGAGGAGAAGAAGUACGUGGAGCUGGACCCCAGCAAAGUGGAAGUUAAGGAUGUAGGGUGNUCUGGGCUGCACCGCCCACAGACCGAAGCUGAAGUGUUAGAGCAGAGUGCACAGACGCUGCGUGCCCACUUGGUGGCGCUGCUGAGCGCCAUAUGCCGCUCGGUUCGCACGUGUCCAGCCAUCGUCCGCGCCACAUUCCGGCAGCUGUUCAGGCGCGUGCGCGAGCGCUUCCCGAGCGCCCAGCACCAGAACGUACCAUUCAUCGCGGUCACCAGCUUCCUGUGUCUGCGCUUCUUCUCUCCCGCCAUCCUGUCGCCCAAGCUCUUCCACCUGCGAGAGCGACAUGCAGAUGCCCGCACCAGNCGCACGCUGCUUCUGCUGGCCAAGGCNGUCCAGAAUGUAGGCAAUAUGGACACACCGGUCUCCAGGGCCAAAGAGUNGUGGAUGGAACCACUCCAGCCUACUGUGCGCCAGGGCGUGGCGCAGCUGAAGGACUUCAUUAUGAAGCUCGUAGACAUAGAAGAAAAGGAAGAGCUGGACCUGCAGCGGNCUUUGAACUCACAGGCACCGCCUGUGAAGGAGGGACCAUUGUUCAUCCACAGGACCAAAGGCAAAGGCCCUCUUGCGUCCUCCUCGUUCAAGAAACUCUACUUCUCCCUUACCACUGAAGUCCUCAGCUUUGCCAAGACGUCCAGCUCCAAGAAAAGCACCUUCAUCAAGCUGGCCAGCAUCCGGGCUGCGGAGAAGGUGGAGGAAAAGAGCUUCGGCAGCUCCCACAUCAUGCAAGUCAUCUACGCAGAUGAUGUUGGCCGUGCCCAGACUGUCUACCUGCAGUGCAAGGUGUGGCCUGUGGAGGGCGCUCUGGGGAGGAGGCUGCAGCAAUAUCAGGGAUGUGACAAGACCCACUCUCGGGUGACCCUGCAGGAAUGGAAUGACCCACUGGAUCAUGACCUUGAGGCUCAGCUCAUCUAUAGGCACCUGCUAGGCGUGGAGGCUGCUCUUCGGGAAAGAUACCAGCUCCUGCGUGGGACGACAGAAGCCGGCGUCUCACCCACAGGCUGUGAUGGAGCUCCCGAGGACUCGCUGGCCCAGCUGCUUCGUGUGCUGCAAGACCUUCAAGAAGCCCAUGGCUCCAGCCUGGCCAGCCCAGCAGCCAGAGAGCCCCAUCACCUUCUAGAGCUACAGACGUGAGGUGUCNAUGAGGUGUCCAUGGAGUCCCUGUCAGGUGUUUGCAGAUCCUAGAUAUGCUCAGGAUCAUUGUCAACUGUUCUGGGGAGGGCUGUGNCCCAGCAUGGUCUUCUCCAUGUCUGCGAGGGACAACCAUGACACCUGCUUCUUUGGGAGACCCGACUGCUCCUGUAGUCCCCAUGGCCCAGAUUCUUCACCCAGGAGACCAGGCUGCCCACCUCAUACUGCUUUGCCACUGUCUGGCCUCCUAGGUCAGAUGCCACAGUGGUUUGCUGUCAUAAAUAAAUGCUCUGUAACUGCC